CAAUUUAAGAAAUUUGCCAAUAAGCACAUUAUUACAUUCUACUCAACUAAAAACGCACAAACUACGUAUUGCAUAUAAUAAUUUUCUGUUUCCUUCCACGUGUUUGAAAUCUGCGCGUAGCGGCGGCGGGCAAUGGUGGCCGCGCGACCGCAUCGGCGGUCGAUACGUGGAGAGUCUAGGGACUCUACCACGCCCAAUCGCAGUCGUCCGUUCGCGCCGCCGCGUACCGGCCGUGCGUCUCCGUUGCGCCCGCGCGGGUGGAGGCGCGUCGCAUCUUCCCCGCGGCGCUUCGUGAGGAGUAGUGCGCCGCGUCCUCUCCCCACCAUUUAACCUCUCAUCCAUCGCGAUCGCGGUGCAUCGUGCCUCGCCGCGCAACGGCACGCCAGACGCCAGUCAGUCGGUUUUUAUCUAGCGCGUGGGGCGGUGUGCGACGAGUUGGCGCGCGCGCGAGAGAGAGAGCGACAGAGCGGGGCACGGCGACGAACUCCGUGCGGCGUCUCGCAGGCGUAUAUACGUUCGUCCGCUCGUUCGGCGUCUCGCGUCCGCGACGACGCCCGUCGCACCACCUCGCAGUCAGUAAUAUCAGCCGCGCGCGCGGCUUUCCGACCGGAAGGAAAGAAGAAAGAAAGAAACGAAGGGAAGAAGCGGAGGCACGUCUCUCCCCCUUUCUCUCUCUUUCUCGCUCAGGGAGGGGAAGAAGCGCGCCUCGUGGGAUCCCGUGCGGCUCGUGGAGAUCGUGUCCACCGGACCGGAGGCGCGGCGCGCGUCGGCCAUUGUGCCUUCUUCGUGUCGCCAAUACGAGCCGCGCGGCGCUCUGCUGUCUGUCGGUCGGUGUGCGCUGUGGUGACCGGGUGAAGCUACGAGGGAGCGUUCGCACGUCGCCGGCUACUACUACCAUUACUGCUUGGAGUCAUCACCGUUCUUGCCAUCGUCGUUCCCCUUCGCGAUCAGCAGGACUAGGGAUGCGCGUGCACGGGAGCGAAUCCGCGGGGCGGUGCGCGCGUGCAACAACGCGCCGAUGAAUCUGCGCCGCGCGGGUGCCGGCCGGGAACGCUGCGAGAAGAAAUGAGAUGCGCGAGGAGUGCCAUUAGGAAUCCGCUCUCGGCACAUGUCAUUCACCCCGCGUGCGCACCGUAGAAAGAAGAAGAGGAAGAAGAGGAAGAAACGGGAACCGCGCCACGGAAGAAGGGACGAGGCGAGGGAAUUCGUGCGCACAAGAUCGGCAUUCCCGAGUAAUUCAACGUCGCACGGAUCCCGAGCGCAAGGUUUCGGCAACCCGCCGUUUACAUCUUGCGCUUGCCAGCGUCAACGUCGACCGGGGAGAGACCAGUGAAAGGUACCUCGCUCUCACACGUGACCCCUCUCUCUCCCGAGAGUGCAUCUCGGCGAACUCGCGAGGGAUAUUCUUCUUCGCGCGAAGUCACGUCGAAGCGACGCGCACGCUCGCAGUCUUCCCUUUCAGUAAUGCCUCUCGAGCAACGUGUCGCGUAUUUACACGUAUUCCGCUACUAGAACUACUUUAAACUGCUACUUUAAGUACUUUAAACGCGAAUUCAAGUCGUAUCUUCGCUACUCUUUCCUGUACUUGUCAUACACGACUCUAUAACUGUGUUAUAAGCAGAGGAAGAGAGAGACAAUACAAAUUCCGAAUCCAAAUGACUGUAUCAGAAAAUACGCCUGUUGAUGCUUGUGCGGUCUGAAGCGAAAUUGAUGGGACGUUCGAUUGAAGAAAACUCGACGAGGAGCAUCCGCAGGGACCGAUGAUCGCAGCUGAUCGUUAAUUGCGGCUUGACGGUGAGGAUGACCGCGCGGAAUCCAGCGCUGCCGUGACGAGUGUCGAUCACACGAUCAACGCGGACGAGAGCCGAGCAAUUUAAUUCUUACGGACCCGAUCGGAACUCAUACGGACUCACACAAAGCCCUUUUCGUGACGCACUUCCUCGUACCAAGGCAGAGAGGAUCCUGGACCGUUAACGGUUGAUAAAACGGGAUUCAACCUGGAACCGAUCAGUCCCCGCCAUCGACCUAUAAACGCCUUGAUUCUCUCAAUCGAGACGCAGCAACGUCGCUUCCACGAGACACCUAAACUAUCAUUAAUUAGUCUAAUUACGAGCGAGGACGAAGGUGGAAGCUACUCACCGUCCUCCACGAGCCGAAGAGUCUGAGUCAAGUGCGCGGAGUCGUUUCCUUGAAGGAACUACUGGCCCACAAGGACGCCCGAUUCUCCUGGGAAUCGAGUCGACCGCGAACCAGUCGAAUCGGCCCCGCCGUUUGCGAUUGCAAGUUUCUCUCCCGAGUGGCCGCUCGAACGGUCGUGAUAAACGCGACAAACUGCUCGUAAGUCCCGAUAAUUGCGAGCGUCGCCGUCGCCGUUGGGACGUUUCAUUCUAUCGAUCGGCCCCUCGAACAGUAAUCCGGCUAACAAAGUUGUGAAACCGAGCCAAGUCGCAAUCAAGGCCCGACUCGCAUCCAGGACUGAAUCCAGGAACGUCGAGAGACGCACGGAAUCUCGCGCUUGCACUGGUCCUCGGUGAAAGGGGACAGAUCGUGGACCCUGGUGGUGUCCCAGGGCCGCAGAUGGGAGCUGGUCUGCUAGAACCCGGCAGGGUGAUCAACCCCGUGCAGCGAGAAUCGCGACAACAGUCGGACGUGUUCCGCGCGAUCGAGCUCGAGUUCGCCGUCGUCACCGUACCGUCCACCGCCGACGUCGGCUGCCGACGUCGUCGUCGACCACGAGGCCCCUUCUUCUCCCACCCGAUUCGGUUGCGCAAAUCCGAUCAAGCUGGAAUUGAUGGAGUUGGAGAACAUUGUGGCGAACACCGUGUACCUGAAAGCCAGAGAAGGUGGUGGUGACAGCAACAAGGGAAAGAGUAAGAAAUGGCGGAAGAUACUUCAGUUCCCACACAUUUCCCAGUGCAUCGGCCUAAAAGAUAAACUAGACAUCAGGUACGGCUAUGUCGUGGAUCAGCAGCCGAUCGGGCGGCUGCUAUUCCGACAGUUCUGCCAGGACAAAAAGCCGGCCUACCACCGCUACAACUUAUUCCUGGACGCAAUUGAAAAGUACGAGAUCGAAUUGGAUGAGAACCGCAUCGAGCUGGCGAAGGAGCUGUUUGAACAGUACUUGAAGCGGGAGGGCUCGGAGGUGGUCGACAUCCUGAAUGAUUCCCUGAUUUCGCAGUGCGAGGAGCGACUCAGCACCGGCGGCAAGGAGCUCUUUCUCGAGGUGGCGCAGACCGUGAAAAACUUUCUCGCAGGCGAGCCAUUCUCGGCCUUCCUCAGCAGUUUUUACUUCUACAGGUAUCUCCAGUGGAAAUGGUUGGAGGCGCAACCAGUGACGGGCAAGACUUUCCGGAUGUACCGAGUACUGGGCAAAGGCGGCUUCGGCGAGGUAUGCGCCUGCCAGGUACGCGCCACCGGUAAGAUGUACGCGUGCAAGAAGCUGGAAAAGAAGCGGAUCAAGAAGCGGAAGGGCGAGUCGAUGGUGCUGAUCGAGAAGAACAUUCUGCAGAAGAUCAACUCCAAGUUCGUCGUCUCUCUCGCGUACGCGUACCAAACGAAAGACGCGCUCUGCCUCGUGCUGACCAUCAUGAACGGUGGCGAUCUCAAGUUCCACAUUUACAAUAUGGGCGGUGAGCCGGGUUUCGACAUAAAUCGCGCCCGAUUCUACGCGGCCGAGGUCGUGUGUGGUCUGGAGCACCUUCACCUUCAGGGUAUCGUCUACAGGGACUGCAAACCAGAGAACAUACUGCUGGAUGAUCACGGUCACGUGAGGAUAUCCGAUCUCGGCCUCGCGGUGGAGAUCACCGAGGGCGACAUGGUACGCGGCAGAGUCGGCACGGUGGGCUACAUGGCGCCCGAAGUGAUCGACAACGAGAAGUACACCUUCUCGCCGGACUGGUUCAGUUUCGGUUGUUUGUUGUACGAGAUGAUCGAGGGCCAAGCGCCGUUCCGCGCCCGUAAGGAGAAGGUCAAGCGCGAAGAGGUUGACAGACGCGUGAAGGAGGACCAGGAGAGGUACUCGCCCAAGUUCAGCGAGGAUGCGAAGAGCCUGUGUCAGCAGUUGCUGAAGAAGAGCCCGAAAACGCGGCUUGGCUGCAAGUGCGGCCGUCAUGGUGCGAAAGAGGUGAAGCUGCACAGCUUUUUCCAGUGCUUGAACUGGAAGAGGGUCGAGGCCGGUAUGUGGGAACCACCGUUUGUGCCGGAUCCUCGCGCGGUUUACGCUAAAGACGUUCUGGACAUUGAACAGUUCUCCACGGUGAAAGGUGUCAAUUUGGAUGCCACAGACGACACCUUCUACAGCAAAUUCAACACCGGCAGCGUGUCCAUUCCAUGGCAAAAUGAGAUGAUAGAGACUGAGUGUUUUAAGGAGCUGAACGUAUUAGGUCCUAACAACACGCCUACCCCAGACUUAUUGAUAAAUCAUCCGCCGCCCAAUAAUGAAGACAGAGGCUGCUUUCUCUUUCGAAGAAAGAGGAAACAGAGCGCCCGUACGAGGGAGGUGCCGCUGUCGGAAUGUCAUCUGCUGGAGCUAUCGCAGACGCAGAGCUCGGAGAUGCCGGGCAGCUGAUCCAGGAUGAACGCGAGUGACAGCCCGAAUCGAUCGACGUCGUCGCCGUUUCGACGUUGCUGCCGCGGCUGACGACGUGUGUCCUCCAGGUGCUGCUGCCAGCGGCUGCUAUGAUCAGAGCAGGCCCAUCUCCUUUCUUGUCUUUUCUCCGUUUCUCUCUCCUUCAAUGGUGUCUGAACGGUCUUCGACAACCGCUUAUGAACGCGGCUGCACGGCUCGCUUAACAGACGACGGUCUGUACGACUGCGGGGCCCGGAGUCACCACCAGUCACUGACAGUUCUCGCGGGUUCGUGAGGUCGGAUCCGAGAUCUGCGCGGCGAAAGGACGCGCGAUCUACACGUACGCACACCCACGCGUAGGCGCACACAUACGCACGCAUUUCCAGUAUUACUGGCCAGAUAGCACAAACUUGUUCGUUACUGAAUGUAUUUCCCGAGCUCACGGACACACGUGUCCGCUGACGUGUUUUGUUGAAGCGUUAUUCACGAGUGGCGAUGCGAGUCGCAGGAGUUAAUUCAGGAUAUAGAUCGAGACAAAUGAGUCGCUCACACGUUCACAACGCGAAGCGAUUACGAGACACGUAUUGUACUCCGAGGCAACUUAAUUUCUAACUGAUGGCGACACGAAGAGGAACACGCUGCUCCUAUUAGCCACACAAAUUUUCAAUCUCAAGUUUCGAUGACAUUUUAAGUUAAGAGUAUACAGGGUGUUAAACGAUUGUAUGAUUAUUUUUUAAUUCAAAUUAUUCACUUUUUUAUACGUACUUAUGAAACUCUUUUCCUAUUUUUAAUCGACAAAACUGCUAAUUUUAUGUAAUAUAUAUUAAUUUGUGAAGAACUUUUUUUUAUACUCACAGGAUAGACUUUUUCUUAUUCUCGUGUCGCUUUAUUGUUGAUGAUCUGCAAGCUCGUUGCCGCGUUGGAAAUACCUGAGAGGAUCGUAGCGGCGCGCGAGUAAAUGAGAAAAAUCGUAAGUAUGUCGCCGUCUCUAAGUUACACUCGAAAUGCCCUCGUACGUUGGUUUUAAGUGCUUGGCGAGAAUCUCGAAACGAUCGGCGAUGCGCCGCGAUCGUCAACGGCCCGUUUAUAUCGCUCGUAAGAUCGGAUCGGAUAGGCGAGUAAACUAGGUGGCCAAGAACUUCGGUCGUAACUGAGUCGCGCGCGAACGGCCGCGAUGAUUUAUGGAACUCGUGCGCGCGAUAGGAUCUAGGAUGGAUGCGCCGAGGGCCGAAAUAGAGCAUCAGGAAGAGCGCGUAGACGGGCGAGAUAACGCGCACGUGGAACGGACAGGUCGUAAAAGAGCACGUGAAAGCUGGCGCUCGCUCGCUCACUCGCUCGCGUAUCGCCGACAUUAAGCUAUCGGUAAACGGACACCCGAUACUGCCGCGGAACAAAUAAACACUCGCGUGCACCCGUGCGUUUAUAAACGUUAACCCGAUAUGUAUUCAGAAGGCCGCGCGCAGACACGUGCACGCGAAUGCAAUGAGUUGGCGGCGCCUCAGAAAAGAAAGAAACGUCACGUACAAAAAUAUGAUGAAUGAAUUAUUGCGAUCUGUCCAGCUACCAUCGCUAAACGGAGGCGUUAAGCAAUUUCAAUAUAGAUAAUACGACAAAUGAAGAUGAAAUCUGACGGAUGUAAUUAAAUUCCUGAACACGUUUUAUCAUUAAUGUACAUGAAAAAGAUUAAUAUUUAUUAAGCUUAACGAGAAAAAUGAUGAAUUAUAGUUAUUUGAAACAAAUUUGGAUAAUAUUAAGGAUUAACGUGUCGUUAAUGGAUGCAAUAUUUACGUAUAUAAUUUUAAUAAUUUGCGUUAAAACCUCUUUUUUAAAAUGAUAUUUAAUUUGACGUUUAAAUUUUAGAGAGUAAGUAGAACAGGACGAAUAUGCUGUCUGUGCACAGAUUCUUUUACUACUGUGCGCUACGAUUUUGUUACGUGAAUCGGCGUUAUCACGACUCUUGGAUGCAGGCGUUCAGAAAUAAAGAGGACUACGGGGUAACAAAUGGGAAUUGCAUCCGUCGACAAUUUCAAGAAGGCGCGUUACGAUCGAGUAGUUCCCGCUUCCCUCCAUAAAUAUGACAGCAUUUUCCGUAAAGCUGCAAUAAUCGGGUAUCAUUUUUUUAUGCAUCUGUCUUGUCACGUUUUCUCGAAGAGGCCGUGAAAAAUCUCGUGCUGGAUAAUCAAAUUGAUCUGAUGAUAAUGUAACAGUCGCAUUUAAUAUUUUAGUAAUAAAAUUAAAAACUGAAAAAUUUUAGUUGCCGAAAAAUUCGUUAUGUAUUUAUCAAAGAUUUAAAUCGUUAAAUUUAGGAUCAGAGAUCUGUAUUCUUUCUAUUACUUGACAUAAUAUUUUAUUUAUCAAAGAGGAAUAACUUUAAGAUAUUGAUUUAAUUUUUAUUAUAUUGAAUAAUCCGUAAAAUCUCUUUACAUGCGUGAUAUUCUGGAAAGCACUGUUCGAGAAGUAGUUGGCAAGGAGAUUUUACGAAUCGCGGCGAGUCGGAACUAAUGGGCAUACCCGAGUAGCUCGUAGGCACUUUGGCCGUUCUCCAAUAGCCUGACGAUUCGUAUGCCAACGAUUCAGAUCCCCAUCGAAAUCUUUGCCAUCAUUUGGCACACACUUGUCACCAAAUCGAAAAUGUCGAAUCGCUUUUCUUUAAUGCAUCUCAUAAAUAUGCUUGAAUGUGAACGUCGAUACAGAAUUGCGCCUGUUAAUCUCAUUGAGAAUCUCGGUCUCAAAUUUCUUUUAAAAAAUCGCUAUCGUUAAGAUAUAAAAUGAUUGAUCGAUAUGUUGUAAAUAGUAAAAAUAAAUAAGAAAAUAAAUCUCAGUUUUGUUGUAACGAGUUUGACGUUGUCUAACGUUAUAAUUGCAUUUCUAUUAUUUAUCAAAAAGUGAUGCGAUACCUACUUGCAUUAAGACAUCAUAUACGUAUAAUCAAUCUUGAAAAUCUUAUUAUUAGACUCUAGCUUCGCGUCAAAACGUUAUAAAAACAAUCAAGUAAUUAUGAAAAUAAAAUUAAUGAACCUUAAUUUUGCAAAUAUCACAAAAGAGCGUAUAAACAAUUUCUUGUCUUUUUAUAUCUAAACGCUCAAAACAGCAAGCAAAGAUAGAUUUGUUUCUUAUGGAUCGAAAUUCCAUAAUUAGAAAUUGUACAUUUAUUAAUGAAUAAACACGAUGCUGUCGCAAGCCAAUUGAUAAAUCAAACAUCUGUAUGUUAUUUACAGGUUUGCAGAACUUUGUUAUUAUUAAUAACUGCAUUAAUCAUGAUUACGACGACUCGCAAUAAGACGCACAAACAUCGCUUAAAUGAUUACCGCAUGAACAAUUACACAUUAUACACGAUUAUGUCAAUCGGCUUGAGAUCGAAGUGUGACAAAGAAUGUAAAUAACAAUUUGUAAGAUUGAGUUGAGAAAAAUUAAAUUGUAAACCGCGAGAUAAAUCGCGAGAUACGCAUAUUACGUGGCAUAUUAUCGCACACGUAGAAACUGCAAUUCUUCCAUCGUCCGUGUGGAUGCUGAAGUAAAGUCAAGAUAAUCGUCAAUAUAAAAAUAGAAAUGUUUUAAGCAGUGUCUAUAAAGCAAAGUUUGCAAGCUUAUAUAUUAUUAGUGCAAUAAAUUGUUAAUUGAUUGCCAUUAAAUCUUGUGUGGAAAUUAUUAAUUUAAAUAAAACUUUUACAGAAAAGUUAAUUACCCAGAAAUUAGCGAACAACGUUUCAUGUGCAAUUUUUUAUUGUAAUGCACGGUCGAUAUUUUGUUCCUUGUUCUUUUGAUUUUGCAUGAUCGAGUGAUCGAACCGUUUCGCUUAAUCUAUCAUAUCGAUGAUACACGAGAACUCACACUUUAACUUUUAGAAAAUUUCUCGUUACCGUUUGUCAUUUUUCGAGAGCAUUGAAUCUUGUUGACUCCCAUUACAUUGUUAAUUUAUAUUGAUCGUCCCAGAAAUAUCUGUUCAAAGACAUUACUUUUCAUCUACGCUUGUAUCGUUUAUAUUUAUUUAUAACCGACAAUACGAGCAAACGUAUAUUCCAAUCUGAACAAGAUCCAUUGUACGAGAUCUACAAUUUACAGCGGUUGUAGAUAAUGACGUGCGACUUUUACUAUGUAUUCACGGAAUACCAAACUAGUAAUUUUCCUAAGUAAAUCAGCGCGUAAUUUAUUCACACACAUACAUAUAUAUAUAUAUAUAUAUAUUUUUGUCUAUGUAUGUAACGUACAGGAUAAGCAUACACACAUAUACAUAUACGUGAUAGACUGCUGAAAAUACUUUUGCAAUUACCGCUCGUGCUUCGCCUGUACAAUUCAUAUUUAAAUUGUUAUUACGGAUCUAUGUAAACAUUUUGCCCCUACGGUAUUAUAUGUAUAUAUGAAUCUAUAUCAUAUAUAUAUAUAUAUGAUAUUCUGUAAUUAAAAUCUCAUCGAACAAUUCCCGCUUUUCGAAUUAGAUUACUCUCGUUUCUUGCACAUAGUCAUCAUGUAAGUUUAUUGUCGAUUCGAUUCGAAGCCAGAUCUAGACAAUCGAUGACCGUCGAUGAUGAAUAAUGGUAAA
Ooceraea biroi (clonal raider ant) is the source of this 9107-nucleotide messenger RNA. It is a transcript of the gene Gprk2, whose product is annotated as G protein-coupled receptor kinase 2. Gene Ontology annotation, biological process: regulation of signal transduction; signal transduction; protein phosphorylation. Gene Ontology annotation, cellular component: cytoplasm. The record is from RefSeq and is a predicted model, not a curated record. Gene Ontology annotation, molecular function: ATP binding; G protein-coupled receptor kinase activity. NCBI's taxonomy places the organism in Eukaryota, Metazoa, Arthropoda, Insecta, Hymenoptera, Formicidae.